Molecule: messenger RNA, 2347 nt
Organism: Purpureocillium takamizusanense
Lineage: Eukaryota; Fungi; Ascomycota; Sordariomycetes; Hypocreales; Ophiocordycipitaceae
Exons: 3
Coding region: 244-1809 (521 amino acids)
Cellular component (GO): nucleus
Source: RefSeq, a predicted model, not a curated record
GCCGGGGCGUGGUCACGGGACUGGCUUGUGCACCCGCCCCCUUGAGUGAGCCCUGACAAAUAGCGCUUGCGCUUCCUCAACUAUUUCUCACUCCGCAACCACCGACAUCGUCACCGCCACCACGACAAUCCGGCAUCUCACCCGCGAGCCUCUUGCAUCUAUCGCGACGCCGGCUGAGGCUCGAGCUUCUAACCGCCACUACCGUAAACCACUAACCCCUGUCCUGGCAGCCCGGUUGCCAAGAUGAUGCCCGGGUGGCCAGCGGCUGCCCAGCAAGCGCCGGGCGUCCCUCAACCAUCCACGCCCGCGUCGUAUGCGUAUCCCUCCAAUCCAGCCUAUGUUCCCGUCCAAGUUCGCCAGGGCUUCGGCCAGUUCCCAGCCGCAGUUCCCCCUCCACCGUUUACUGGCUACCCGCCUCCACCUCCCCCCGCCGCCGCAGCUCUCCAGCAGCCUUCCCCAAACCCACCAGCUGCGCCACAGCAGUCCAAGAGCAAAACGGACUGGCCUGAUGCUGUCCGACGCUAUGUUCAACGCUCCUUCUUGCCACAGAAUGAAGAUCCAACGGUUCCCCGUGCAGAAGUAGAGAAUAAGUUGAAGGAGACCAUCGGCGUGGCCAAGGAGAAUGGCACACUGUAUACGAUUGACUGGGACAACACUCCCUUACCUCAGGCCCUCGUCAAGGCUGAGCGUGAUGCACGCUUCAAGGGUGACGCCGUGUCCGGAGCAGCAGCACCCGGAAAAUCUCUCAAAUCCAAAAAGAGAAAAUCAUCUGAAUAUGCCGAGGGAGACGCGUCCAAGUCGCCGUGGCGCACUGCUAACCUUCGUGGGUCACUCGAGGACCGCGUCUCAUAUCCGGCUGCCGACAAACGCUCCGCCGCGGAAGUGUCGGCGAAGCAAAGUAAGUUCUCGAAGGACGCGGCCAGCAAGCGAAAACGCCGCUUCGAAAGCGAGUACAAAGCCGUGUACCGCUCGCCAAGCCCAACGCCACCCUCAUCGGGACCCAUUGUCGGAACCUGCGAGACGCUGGAGAAACGGUACCUUCGUCUCACGGCUCCGCCCGUGGCGUCCAACGUGCGUCCCGAGGGGGUGCUCCGCCAGACGCUCGAUCUUCUUAAGAAGAAGUGGCGCGACGAGGGCAACUACUCGUACAUUUGCGACCAGCUCAAGUCGAUGCGCCAAGAUCUGACGGUGCAACGCAUCAAGAAUGAUUUUACUGUUUCUGUCUAUGAAAUUCACGCCCGCAUUGCCUUGGAGAAGGGGGAUAUCGGUGAGUAUAACCAGUGCCAAACGCAGCUUCGAUCCCUCUACGGCCUCGGCCUCAAGGGCCAUCCCCAUGAGUUCAAGGCGUACCGUAUCUUGUAUUUCAUCCACACGGCCAACCGCUCCGGGUUGAACGACAUUCUGGCAGACUUAACCGCAGCAGAGAAGGAGGAGCGCCCCAUCAAGCAUGCCCUGAACGUGCGCUCGGCGCUUGCUCUGGGCAACUACCAUAAGUUUUUCCAGCUGUACCUGGACACGCCCAACAUGGGAGCAUAUCUCAUGGACAUGUUUGUCGUACGGGAGCGCCUUGCGGCCAUGAGCAACAUUUGCAAGAGUUACAAGCCCGACGUCAAAUUGCGCUUUAUUACUGAAGAGCUUGCUUUUGAGUCGGAUGCCGAUGCUGCUCAGUUCAUCAUCCACCAUCAGGGUCAGCAUCUCCUCGAAGAUCGCCAGGACCACAUCGCAUUUCUGGCCGGCAAGGCCGGCCCUCUCUUUGAGAGUUUCCGGGCCGCGGCCUUCAGCAAAGUCGACAUCAAGGGACAAAUCUGAAGUUUGUCGUCUCUCUCUAUCUCUUGGCCCCAACUCCCCCCCCUUUCUUGUCUGGCUCGACAUGAAGCCGUUUUCUUGUUGGACUCGGUCCGCUUCGCGUAAUGGGCGUUCGACGAUGUGCUUUGAUACCCGUGAACGACGGCUCCUUUUUUGUGGCCGAGGCCGUGCCAGUGUCUGGAGAGCCUCGGCCGAGAGCAACCAUGCAACAAAAGCGAUUUCUCACGCCCGCUGAGACGUGACAGUCUUGGACCUGACCGGUCUGCGUGAACGAGCAGAUUGGCGGAAAUGAAUAUUAAUAAACAGCAACAGAAUACGUGAGGGUAGGGGGGAUGAGCGGCAUCGAUAUCGACCGUAAUGACACCUUUCCGAUCCGACACGACGACAAUCGACCCGUAGCAGGGUUUCACGACGCUGAGGCAUAGAUGGAUUGCAUGACGGGCGUUUGGAGUUUUACCGGGCUCGCAUUCUGUUUGGAUGUAGCGAAGAAUAGUCUAGCUAGAGCAGACAGUGAUUCUUCAAUCAAACAUGACAAUUGAGC